Messenger RNA from Nerophis lumbriciformis (worm pipefish), 3066 nucleotides. The record is from RefSeq and is a predicted model, not a curated record. Lineage: Eukaryota; Metazoa; Chordata; Actinopteri; Syngnathiformes; Syngnathidae.
AUGACAGCCGACUUGGACCAGCAACUAACGUUCCCCCAGGUCAUCACAUCCACCAUUCUUUGGCCAGACAUUGUCCUCUGGUCUGUCUCCAUUAGGACAGUAAUCAUGGUGGAACUAACAGUUCCAUCGGAAGACUGGAUGGACGCCACCGUCGAGAACAAAGAAGGAGACACAUGUCGUAUUGGCAGCUACAUGCCAUCAAGCAGGCUGGGUGUCAUUGGAAAUCACGAGAUCGAAACUAAGGAAAGCCUUGAAGGACCUGGCAGAAGCAGCAGAGCAAGGGAUUUGGACUCCCCUGCCAUGCAUAGUCCGUUGAGGCCCAGCCGGCAAGCCAGCAACAGGGAGUGGCAGGAUGAAAGAGGCGAAACAUCAAUGAAGGCUGUCUCCUGGCUGACGACCCUCCAGCAGGCCCACCGGCACCAUCAGAGGCUCACCAAAUUCGCUUUGUACCAGCAGUCUUACUUGCUCUGGAACUUAGGCCCCAUCUUCAGCGAUUCAGUAAGAAGUGUGCCCAUCAACCACCAAAUUGUCAUUUGCACCAGGCAUGUCUGCAGGGUUUUUAUGUCAAGUGCCGAACAUAUCCUGGGCAUGUGCUUUGAAAUUUACAAAAUGACGGAAAAGGCAAAGUCCAACAAGACCCAGUGCCGGCAAGUGGGCGCGCGCGUGCGCACUUUGGAGAGGAUGGUACAGAGCAUCAAGGAGCGACCUGAAAACGUCUCACCCGACAUCGAGGAGGCCCUCGAGAAACUUGCUCAAAGUCUUUUUAAAGCCAAAGGACUCAUGAGCCAAGUUUCUAAAACCAAAGCUUUUGUCAGCAUCAUAAAAUCGAACUCUAUUGAGUCUAAGUUCCAAGAAGUGAGCCAGAACCUCACCGACGACAUCCAGGUGCUCUCCAUGGCGCUCCAGAUCAGCCACGGCAACACCCUCAGGGAGGGCCUGAUGACUAUCGCGGCUCGACAGAGUACAGCCGCAUUCGACCGCCACGCGCCUCUCCAACACCAGCCUGUUCCCCAGUCACCUACUGACAUGGGCCUGAAGACUAUCGCACCUCAACAGAGUACAGCCGCAUUUGACCGCCACGCGCCUCUCCAACACCAGCCUGUUCCACAGUCACCUACAGACAUGGUACUUGUUGGCAAGUCACCUGUAACACAGGCACCCCCCCCCUAUUCGCCAGUGUCCCCAUCGCCCAUGAUCUCCUACGCCAUGCUGUCCCCUCCCACUGUGGUAGUACACAGCCCUCCGCCUAUGAUCUACCAGCGCCCCAUAAACACUGUGACCUCCACAGUGAUCAGCUACAAUGGCCCCAAUCCCAUGGCCUCCCUGAAAAUGGAUGCCAUGGAGGUAGACCCUGUCCAACAGAGUGCGCCCAUCCCUGCUGCCGACCCCCCCAUCAUCCUCUCUGACUCAGGCAGCAGCACUGAAGUCGACGAGGAUGACGAAAAUGGCAGCGGCGAGGGCGGAGCGCAGGUGGCAUCCCUGCCCAUAUUUGUUGUUACGGAAAAUGCAAACAGCGAAAAUGGACAUCCCGGUGUGCAGCCAACCCCCACGCCAGCACAUCAAAGCGAGGACAGUGAGGGCGAGGGUGACACGUGUAGCAUCUGCCUAGAGGCCUGGACGUCGGCAGGUGACCAUUGGGUCGCAGCGCUUCGCUGCGGACAUCUUUUCGGAUUCAUCUGCAUCAAGAGAUGGCUGGCCUCUCAGCGCUCUGCUGCCAAAUGUCCGCAGUGCAACAAGAAGGCAAAGCGCUCUGACAUCGUGCGGCUAUACGCCCCCAAGCUGAGAGUCAUGGACAACAGUGAGCAAGAGAACCUGAAGAGGUCUUUGGAGGUGGAGCAGUCAAUGAGGAGGAAGGCCGAGCUGGAAUCGGCUCAGUACAAACUCAAACUUCAGGUGAUCACUAACAAGUACAGUCAAGCGCAACAGGAGCUGCAGGCAAUCAGAGCUCAAGCAGGCGGCAGCUCAGCCACUGCCGCAUCCUCCUCCUUGUCUCCGCAACGGUCCUGUCCAAAUUCUGACCUGAUGGCGCCGUACAACUUCAUUGACGCAAUACUGGUGUCCAAUUUUGGAGGCUGCCGAGUUUUAAGCCAUUGUGAAUCGCUCAACUGUCUGGUGGCCUCGCAGCCUUCUCCUCACCCUACGUUCAUGCCUGGCUGGGGCGUGAAGAAGGUCAGUCUGGCCAAUAUUAGGUCCAGUCAGUACGUUCCCAUCCACAGCGAUCAGGUGAGAGGGCUGUGCUUCAACCGGCAGAAUGAGGGAACACUGCUUUCGGCGUCUCUGGACAAAACCCUCAAACUCACAAGCCUUUCGGGCAGUGUGGUGGUACAGACGUAUAAUGCUGGCAAGCCGGUUUGGAGCUGCUGCUGGUGCUUGGACAACACAAACUACGUUUACGCGGGUCUCAACAAUGGCUCCAUUCUGCUCUAUGACCUCAGAGACACCAGCACCCACGUGCAAGAGCUUCAGCCACUGCGCGGCAGGGCCCCAGUUACGUCGCUGUGCUACAUCCCUCGUGCGGCGUCCAGCACGUUCCCAUGUGGUGGGCUGAUUGCCGGCUCAAUGGAGGGUUGCUACUUCUGGGAGCAGCUUGGGGAGAACACGUACAAGCCGCACAUGCUACCUAUCGAGGCCGGAGGCUGCACUGACAUUCAGGUGGAGACGGAGAGCCGGCAUUGCCUGGUCACAUACCGAGCUGGCCGCGCCCACCCGACAGUUCGCUGUGUUCUGAUGGCUUUGACCCGGACCCCUCCGCUGGAAGAAGGGGAACCGCCCAGCUGCUCCUGCUCGUCCGUGCAGACCUUCAACGCUGGCUCGUCCUGCAAACUCCUCACCAAGAAUGCAGUCUUUGCCAGACCGCACGGAGGCGGUGCUCUCGUGUGCGCUGGAGACGAGGCGUCGCAAUCCACCAUGGUGUGGGAGGCUUCCAGCGGUGCGCUGCUCCAGAGGCUUCCGGCCGACCUCCCUGUGCUGGAUAUCACGCCGUUCAUGGUCAACGGUGAACACUUCCUGGCCUCAUUGACCGAGAAGAUGUUGAAGCUUUACAAGUGGAAGUUGAAAAGCGCAUAA